Messenger RNA from Anopheles stephensi (Asian malaria mosquito), 501 nucleotides. It is a transcript of the gene RpI12, whose product is annotated as DNA-directed RNA polymerase I subunit RPA12. The transcript is spliced from 3 exons. Lineage: Eukaryota; Metazoa; Arthropoda; Insecta; Diptera; Culicidae. The coding region runs from base 108 to 452 and encodes 114 amino acids. Gene Ontology annotation, cellular component: RNA polymerase I complex. Gene Ontology annotation, molecular function: nucleic acid binding; zinc ion binding; DNA-directed RNA polymerase activity. Gene Ontology annotation, biological process: termination of RNA polymerase I transcription; DNA-templated transcription. The record is from RefSeq and is a predicted model, not a curated record.
GUAAACAAACGUGUUGCGACAACAAACACGCGGCUUUUGUAAUUGUGUCGGUUUUGUUGGACCAGCGAGUGAAAGAAUUGCAUUGCAAGUGCUCAGAACACCAAAUCAUGGAUCCCGGUUUCUGUCCCGAUUGUGGUUCAGUGUUACCACCUCUAAAAUCGUUGAAAAAAGUGUGUUGCUAUAACUGCAACGGUGAAUUCGACGCUUCAGCGUUUGGAACGAUGGAGUCAGAGUAUACGAUUCAUUUCAAUUCGUAUGAAAAUAAAAAAUUAGAUCAAGCAGAGCGUGGCGAAGAGGGAGCAGCGGACGGACCGGUUGUGAAUCGACAAUGUCCGAAGUGUGGCAACGAUCAGAUGUCGUACGCCACCAUACAAUUGCGUUCGGUGGAUGAAGGUCAAACCGUAUUUUUCACAUGUACCAAGUGCAAGUUCAAAAUGUCGGAAAAUUCAUAGGUUGUAGUUAUGCUGUUCGUUUCAACAAGGAUAAUAAUGUGUACAUAUA